AUGGAGACUGAUGCUUCUACUUCUAUCGUUUGGAACUCAUUACGAAGAGUGGAACCACGUGUGGAUUGGGCUGAAGCAGUUUGGUUCUCUCAUUGUAUUCCGCGUCAUGCGUUCAUGAUGUGGCUUAUAAUGCGAAACAAACUAUUGACGCAGGAUAGAAUAUUGUUAUGGAGCCCGACUCGCCGGAAGAAUAUGGAUGUUUGGUGUCAUAUGCGUGGCUGGGCCAAUAUGCAUGGUGUUCAACCUGAUUGGAAUUCUAUUAUGCAAUGGCUUAUAGCACGGGCUAAAUCUAGAUCGAUUGGUAAUGUCAUUGGAAGGUUAGUUGUUGCUGCGUCUGCUUAUUAUAUAUGGCAGGAACGUAACAAUAGAAUCUUUAAAAACCAUGCUCGUCCACCGGAUAUUUUGGCUAAAUUGAUACAAGAUACUGUUAGAUCAAGAUUAUGGAAGCUGAGGUUUAAGAAGACAGCUCGAGUUGUGCGCACAUUAGAGGUGUGA
Erigeron canadensis is the source of this 495-nucleotide messenger RNA. RefSeq lists its product as uncharacterized. The transcript is spliced from 2 exons. Bases 1 to 495 code for a protein of 164 amino acids. The record is from RefSeq and is a predicted model, not a curated record. NCBI's taxonomy places the organism in Eukaryota, Viridiplantae, Streptophyta, Magnoliopsida, Asterales, Asteraceae.